GCAGGCGAGCAGGCAGGGAGGGGAAGAAGAGGAGGGAAGCUAUUAAACACACACACUCACAUACACCCGCGCGCUCACCCCCGCCCCAACCCCCAGAAUCCUCGGGAUUGCAGCUGUUUCAUGUGGGGCAGCAGUGCUGGCAGAGACGCCGGCCGGGAGCGGCCGGGAGCCGGAGCCCGGCGUGUGCGCGCGGCUGGAGGCUCGCUGGGGCUCCACUCCCCGCGGGAGCUAUUGUUGGUCUCGUCGGAGCUGAGCGCAGAACCCGGACCUGCACCUUCUUGGGCACCUCUAUCCGGCUCGUGAAGCGGUGGAACCAGCAGCGCAGUGCCUUGCCUCCCCGCCAUCCUCGUCCCCGCUUCCCCGGCGGUGGCAGCCUGCAGUCACGAUGGACAAUCUGAGCCUGAGAGAGGGCUAGCGAUUUCUCGGACCCUUGGGCAGUAGAAAGCACAUUGCCCUGUCCUCCGGGAUCCGAUGGCCUUGGAGAGGGGGCUGCAGGGCCUGCGGACACCAACUCUUCCCAAAGUGCUGACAUGGAGCCAGGUAGACUGAAAUUACCAUGUGUCCAAAUUAAAAUUGCGUACUUCAAGGACUCUUUGAAGGACUAUUCUUAGACCCUCUUAAGAAGAUUUUUUAAAAAACCGCUCGGCCCUGAGUGCGGCAAGGGCCCAAUUCGUGGAUGUGGAAGAGCGUGGGCCGGAGGCCAUGGACGUGAAGGAGAGGAAGCCCUACCGUUCGCUGACCCGGCGCCGCGAUGCUGAGCGCCGCUACACCAGCUCGUCGGCAGACAGCGAGGAGGGCAAGGCCCCGCAGAAGUCCUACAGCUCCAGUGAGACCCUGAAGGCCUAUGACCAGGAUGCCCGCCUAGCCUAUGGCAGCCGCGUCAAGGACAUGGUACCCCAAGAGGCCGAGGAGUUCUGCCGCGCGGGCACCAACUUCACCCUGCGUGAGCUGGGGCUCGGGGAGAUGACACCCCCUCAUGGGACCCUCUACCGGACAGACAUCGGCCUCCCUCACUGUGGCUAUUCCAUGGGGGCCAGCUCCGAGGCAGACCUGGAAGCCGACACUGUACUGUCCCCUGAGCACCCAGUGCGCCUGUGGGGUCGGAGCACACGGUCAGGACGCAGCUCCUGCCUGUCCAGCCGGGCCAACUCCAACCUCACGCUCACAGACACGGAGCACGAGAACACGGAGACUGAUCACCCCAGCGGCCUGCAGAACCACCCUCGGCUCCGGACGCCACCGCCACCACUCCCCCACGCCCAUACCCCCAACCAGCACCAUGCGGCCUCCAUCAACUCCUUGAACAGGGGCAACUUCACCCCCAGGAGCAACCCCAGCCCGGCACCCACAGACCACUCACUCUCCGGGGAGCCCCCGGCAGGCAGCGCACAGGAGCCAACCCAUGCCCAGGACAACUGGCUGCUCAACAGUAACAUCCCACUGGAGACCAGAAACCUAGGCAAGCAGCCAUUCCUAGGGACAUUGCAGGACAACCUCAUUGAGAUGGACAUUCUCAGCGCCUCCCGCCAUGAUGGGGCUUACAGUGACGGGCACUUCCUCUUCAAGCCAGGAGGCACCUCCCCGCUCUUCUGCACCACAUCCCCAGGGUACCCCCUGACGUCUAGCACCGUGUACUCGCCCCCACCCCGGCCCCUGCCCCGCAGCACCUUCUCCCGGCCGGCCUUUAACCUCAAGAAGCCCUCCAAGUAUUGCAACUGGAAGUGUGCCGCCCUGAGCGCCAUCGUCAUCUCGGCUACCCUGGUCAUCCUGCUCGCGUACUUUGUGGCCAUGCACCUGUUUGGCCUAAACUGGCACCUGCAGCCGAUGGAGGGGCAGAUGUAUGAGAUCACGGAGGACACAGCCAGCAGUUGGCCUGUGCCAACGGACGUCUCCCUGUAUCCCUCGGGGGGCACUGGCUUAGAGAACCCUGACAGGAAAGGCAAAGGAGCCACGGAAGGAAAGCCAAGUAGUUUCUUUCCAGAGGACAGCUUCAUAGAUUCUGGAGAAAUCGAUGUGGGGAGACGGGCUUCCCAGAAGAUUCCGCCUGGGACGUUCUGGAGGUCUCAAGUGUUCAUCGACCACCCCGUUCACCUCAAGUUCAACGUGUCCUUGGGGAAGGCAGCUCUAGUGGGCAUUUACGGCAGAAAAGGCCUCCCUCCUUCCCAUACUCAGUUUGACUUUGUGGAGCUACUGGAUGGACGAAGGCUCCUAACCCAGGAGGCAAGGAGCCUGGAGGGUCCCCAGCGCCAGUCACGGGGUGCUGUCCCCCCAGCCAGCCAUGAGACCGGUUUCAUCCAGUACCUGGAUUCGGGGAUCUGGCACCUGGCCUUUUACAACGAUGGAAAGGAGUCUGAAGUGGUUUCCUUUCUCACCACCACCAUUGAAUCAGUGGAUAACUGCCCCAGCAACUGCUAUGGUAAUGGCGACUGUAUCUCGGGGACCUGCCACUGCUUCCUGGGUUUUCUGGGCCCUGACUGUGGCCGAGCCUCCUGUCCCGUGCUGUGCAGCGGGAAUGGCCAGUACAUGAAGGGCAGGUGCCUGUGCCACAGCGGCUGGAAGGGAGCUGAGUGCGACGUGCCCACCAACCAAUGCAUCGACGUGGCCUGCAGCAGCCACGGCACCUGCAUCAUGGGCACCUGCAUCUGCAACCCCGGCUACAAGGGAGAGAGCUGCGAGGAAGUGGACUGCAUGGACCCCACAUGUUCCAGCCGGGGUGUCUGCGUGAGAGGCGAAUGCCACUGCUCUGUGGGAUGGGGAGGCACCAACUGCGAGACACCCAGGGCCACAUGCUUGGACCAGUGCUCAGGCCACGGAACCUUCCUCUCAGACACCGGGCUUUGCAACUGCGACCCAAGCUGGACUGGACACGACUGCUCCAUUGAGAUCUGUGCUGCUGACUGCGGUGGCCACGGCGUCUGCGUAGGAGGCACCUGCCGCUGUGAGGAUGGCUGGAUGGGGGCUGCAUGCGACCAACGGGCCUGCCACCCUCGCUGUGCGGAACAUGGGACCUGCAGGGAUGGCAAGUGUGAAUGCAGCCCCGGCUGGAACGGCGAACACUGCACCAUCGCUCACUAUCUGGAUAGGGUAGUUAAAGAGGGCUGUCCUGGCUUGUGCAAUGGAAAUGGCAGAUGUACCCUGGACCUGAAUGGGUGGCACUGUGUGUGCCAGCUGGGCUGGAGAGGAGCCGGAUGUGACACGUCCAUGGAAACCGCCUGUGGGGACAGCAAAGACAACGAUGGAGAUGGCUUGGUGGACUGCAUGGACCCCGACUGCUGCCUCCAGCCCCUCUGUCACGUCAACCCGCUGUGCCUGGGCUCUCCCGAUCCUCUGGACAUCAUCCAAGAGACCCAGGCCCCCAUACCCCAGCAGAACCUGCAAUCCUUCUACGACCGCGUCAAGUUCCUCGUGGGCAGGGACAGCACACACGUCAUCCCCGGGGAGAACCCCUUUGAUGGAGGGCAUGCAUGUGUUAUCCGUGGACAAGUGAUGACAUCAGAUGGGACCCCGCUGGUUGGCGUGAACAUCAGUUUCAUCAAUAACCCUCUCUUUGGGUACACAAUCAGCAGGCAAGAUGGCAGCUUUGACCUGGUCACAAACGGCGGCAUCUCCAUCAUCCUGAGAUUCGAAAGGGCACCCUUCAUCACGCAAGAGCAUACCCUCUGGCUGCCCUGGGACCGCUUCUUUGUCAUGGAAACCAUCGUCAUGAGGCACGAGGAGAACGAGAUUCCCAGCUGUGACCUGAGCAACUUCGCCCGCCCCAACCCCGUGGUGUCUCCAUCCCCCCUGACGUCCUUCGCGAGUUCCUGUGCUGAGAAAGGCCCCAUUGUCCCAGAAAUCCAGGCCCUGCAAGAGGAAAUCACCAUUGCAGGCUGCAAGAUGAGGCUGAGCUACCUGAGCAGCCGCACGCCUGGCUACAAGUCUGUCCUGAGGAUCAGCCUCACACACCCCACCAUCCCCUUCAACCUUAUGAAGGUCCACCUCAUGGUGGCAGUUGAGGGCCGCCUCUUCCGGAAGUGGUUUGCUGCAGCCCCUGACCUGUCCUAUUACUUCAUCUGGGACAAGACAGAUGUCUACAACCAGAAGGUGUUUGGGCUGUCAGAGGCCUUCGUUUCCGUGGGUUACGAAUAUGAAUCCUGCCCAGAUCUGAUCCUGUGGGAGAAAAGGACUGCAGUGUUACAGGGCUAUGAGAUCGAUGCCUCCAAGCUGGGGGGCUGGAGCCUGGAUAAGCACCAUGCCCUGAACAUCCAGAGCGGCAUCCUACACAAAGGGAACGGAGAGAACCAGUUCGUGUCCCAGCAGCCACCGGUCAUUGGCAGUGUCAUGGGCAAUGGGCGCAGGAGGAGCAUCUCCUGCCCCAGCUGCAAUGGGCUUGCUGACGGCAACAAGCUCUUGGCCCCCGUGGCCCUUGCCUGUGGCUCUGACGGGAGUCUCUAUGUGGGAGACUUCAAUUACAUCCGCAGGAUCUUCCCUUCUGGAAAUGUCACCAACAUCCUGGAGAUGAGAAAUAAAGAUUUCAGACAUAGCCACAGCCCAGCACACAAAUACUACCUGGCUACAGACCCCAUGAGCGGGGCCGUCUUCCUGUCUGACACCAACAGCCGGCGGGUCUUCAGGAUCAAGUCCACCACAGUGGUGAAGGACCUGGUCAAGAACUCCGAGGUGGUGGCGGGGACUGGGGACCAGUGUCUCCCCUUUGAUGACACUCGCUGCGGAGAUGGCGGGAAAGCCACAGAAGCCACGCUCACUAAUCCCAGGGGAAUUACAGUGGACAAGUUUGGGCUCAUUUACUUCGUGGAUGGCACAAUGAUCCGACGUGUCGAUCAGAACGGGAUCAUCUCCACCUUGCUGGGCUCCAAUGACCUCACCUCCGCCAGGCCCCUCAGCUGCGACUCUGUCAUGGAUAUUUCUCAGGUUCGCCUGGAGUGGCCCACGGACUUAGCCAUCAACCCAAUGGACAACUCCCUCUACGUCCUUGACAACAACGUGGUCCUGCAAAUCUCCGAAAACCACCAGGUGCGCAUUGUCGCCGGGAGGCCCAUGCACUGCCAGGUCCCUGGCAUCGACCACUUCCUGCUGAGCAAGGUGGCCAUCCACGCCACCCUGGAGUCAGCCACGGCUUUAGCUGUCUCGCACAACGGGGUCCUGUACAUCGCCGAGACAGAUGAGAAAAAGAUCAACCGCAUCAGGCAGGUCACCACGAGCGGUGAGAUCUCCUUGGUCGCCGGUGCCCCCAGCGGCUGCGACUGUAAAAACGAUGCCAACUGUGAUUGCUUCUCUGGCGAUGAUGGCUACGCCAAGGAUGCCAAGCUGAACACCCCCUCUUCCUUGGCUGUGUGUGCUGACGGGGAGCUCUACGUGGCUGACCUUGGAAACAUCCGGAUCCGAUUCAUCCGGAAGAACAAGCCUUUCCUCAACACCCAGAACAUGUACGAGCUGUCCUCCCCCAUCGACCAGGAGCUGUACCUCUUUGACACCAGCGGUAAACAUCUGUACACCCAGAGCCUGCCAACGGGAGACUACCUGUACAACUUCACCUACACAGGGGACGGUGACAUCACACACAUCACCGACAACAACGGCAACAUGGUGAACGUCCGCCGGGAUUCUACCGGAAUGCCCCUCUGGCUGGUAGUCCCAGAUGGCCAGGUCUACUGGGUGACCAUGGGCACCAACAGUGCACUCAGAAGCGUCACCACGCAAGGACACGAGCUGGCUAUGAUGACGUACCAUGGCAACUCCGGCCUCUUGGCGACCAAGAGCAAUGAAAACGGGUGGACUACGUUUUACGAGUAUGACACCUUUGGUCGCCUGACCAACGUGACCUUUCCAACUGGCCAGGUGAGCAGUUUCCGGAGCGACACAGACAGCUCCGUGCACGUGCAGGUAGAGACCUCCAGCAAGGAUGAUGUCACCAUAACCACCAACCUGUCUGCCUCGGGUGCCUUCUACACCCUGUUGCAAGACCAAGUCCGGAACAGCUACUACAUCGGGGCUGAUGGCUCCCUGCGGCUACUGCUAGCCAACGGCAUGGAAGUGGCCCUGCAGACCGAGCCACACCUGCUGGCUGGCACCGUCAACCCCACUGUGGGCAAGAGGAACGUCACACUGCCCAUCGACAAUGGCCUCAACCUGGUGGAAUGGCGGCAGCGCAAGGAGCAGGCUCGCGGGCAGGUCACAGUCUUCGGGCGCCGUCUGCGGGUUCACAACCGAAACCUCCUGUCUCUGGACUUUGACCGUGUCACACGCACAGAGAAGAUCUACGAUGACCACCGCAAGUUCACCCUCCGGAUCCUGUACGACCAGGCAGGGAGGCCAAGCCUCUGGUCGCCUAGCAGCAGGCUGAAUGGGGUUAAUGUGACCUACUCCCCUGGGGGUCACAUUGCCGGAAUCCAAAGGGGCAUCAUGUCUGAGAGGAUGGAAUAUGAUCAGGCAGGGCGCAUCACGUCCCGGAUCUUUGCAGAUGGGAAGAUGUGGAGCUACACAUACUUAGAGAAGUCCAUGGUGCUUCACCUCCACAGCCAGAGGCAGUACAUCUUCGAGUUUGACAAGAACGACCGCCUCUCUUCCGUGACCAUGCCCAACGUAGCCAGGCAGACGCUGGAAACCAUCCGCUCGGUGGGCUACUACAGAAACAUCUACCAGCCCCCGGAAGGCAACGCCUCCGUCAUUCAGGACUUCACCGAGGACGGGCACCUACUGCACACCUUCUACCUGGGCACUGGCCGCAGGGUGGUCUACAAGUACGGCAAGCUGUCGAAGCUGGCCGAGACUCUGUAUGACACCACCAAGGUGAGCUUCACCUACGACGAAACGGCGGGCAUGCUGAAGACCGUCAACCUCCAGAGCGAGGGCUUUACCUGCACGAUCCGCUACCGUCAGAUCGGGCCCCUCAUCGACCGCCAGAUCUUCCGGUUCACAGAGGAAGGCAUGGUCAACGCCCGUUUCGAUUACAACUACGACAACAGCUUCCGCGUGACCAGCAUGCAGGCUGUGAUCAACGAGACCCCACUGCCCAUCGAUCUGUACCGCUAUGAUGAUGUGUCAGGGAAGACGGAACAGUUUGGGAAGUUUGGUGUCAUCUACUACGACAUCAACCAGAUCAUCACCACAGCCGUCAUGACCCACACCAAGCAUUUCGACGCUUACGGCAGGAUGAAGGAAGUACAGUACGAAAUCUUCCGGUCCCUCAUGUACUGGAUGACCGUCCAGUACGACAACAUGGGGCGGGUAGUGAAGAAGGAGCUGAAGGUGGGACCCUACGCCAACACCACCCGUUACUCGUACGAGUACGAUGCCGACGGCCAGCUGCAGACAGUCUCCAUCAACGACAAGCCUCUCUGGCGCUACAGCUAUGACCUCAAUGGGAACCUGCACCUGCUGAGCCCCGGGAACAGCGCCCGGCUCACGCCACUACGGUACGACCUCCGUGACCGUAUCACGAGGCUGGGUGAUGUGCAGUACAAGGUGGAUGAGGACGGCUUCCUGAGGCAGCGGGGUGGGGAUGUCUUCGAAUACAAUUCGGCGGGCCUGCUCAUCAAAGCCUACAACCGGGCCAGUGGCUGGAGUGUCAGGUACCGCUACGACGGCCUGGGGCGGCGCGUGUCCAGCAAGAGCAGCCACAGUCAUCACCUGCAGUUCUUCUACGCGGACCUGACCAACCCCACCAAGGUCACCCACCUCUACAACCACUCCAGCUCCGAGAUCACAUCCCUCUACUACGACCUGCAAGGACACCUCUUCGCCAUGGAGCUGAGCAGCGGCGACGAGUUUUACAUCGCCUGCGACAACAUCGGGACCCCUCUCGCGGUCUUCAGUGGAACCGGCCUGAUGAUAAAGCAGAUCCUCUACACAGCCUACGGGGAGAUCUACAUGGACACAAACCCCAACUUCCAGAUCAUCAUCGGCUACCACGGCGGCCUCUACGACCCACUCACCAAGCUCGUCCACAUGGGCCGGCGCGAUUACGAUGUGCUGGCCGGACGCUGGACGAGCCCAGACCAUGACCUCUGGAAACGCCUGAGUAGCAGCAGCAUUGUGCCUUUUCACCUCUACAUGUUCAAGAACAACAACCCCAUCAGCAACUCUCAGGACAUCAAGUGCUUCAUGACAGAUGUCAACAGCUGGCUGCUCACCUUUGGAUUCCAGCUACACAACGUGAUACCUGGCUAUCCCAAACCAGACACCGAUGCCAUGGAGCCGUCCUACGAGCUCGUGCACACACAGAUGAAAACUCAGGAAUGGGACAACAGCAAGUCUAUCCUUGGGGUACAAUGUGAAGUCCAGAAGCAACUCAAGGCCUUCGUUACCUUAGAACGCUUUGACCAGCUUUAUGGCUCCACCAUCACCAGCUGCCAGCAGGCCCCAGAGACAAAGAAGUUUGCCUCCAAUGGUUCCAUCUUUGGCAAGGGGGUCAAGUUUGCCUUGAAAGAUGGCCGCGUAACCACAGACAUCAUCAGCGUGGCCAAUGAGGACGGGCGGAGGAUUGCGGCCAUCUUGAACAAUGCCCACUAUCUAGAGAACCUUCACUUCACCAUUGACGGGGUGGACACCCACUACUUUGUGAAACCAGGACCUUCGGAAGGCGACCUGGCCAUCCUGGGCCUCAGUGGGGGGCGGCGAACUCUGGAGAACGGGGUCAACGUCACGGUGUCCCAGAUCAACACCAUGCUCAGUGGCAGGACUAGACGCUACACUGACAUCCAGCUGCAAUACAGGGCACUGUGCCUGAACACCCGCUACGGGACAACCGUGGAUGAGGAGAAGGCGCGGGUGCUGGAGCUGGCCAGGCAGAGAGCUGUACGCCAGGCUUGGGCCCGGGAGCAGCAAAGACUGCGGGAAGGAGAGGAAGGCCUGCGGGCCUGGACAGAGGGGGAGAGGCAGCAGGUGCUGAACACAGGGCGGGUGCAGGGCUAUGACGGCUUCUUUGUCACCUCCGUCGAGCAGUACCCAGAACUGUCGGACAGCGCCAACAAUAUCCACUUCAUGAGACAGAGCGAGAUGGGCCGAAGGUGACAGAGAGGGCCAAGGCCCGGACUUCUUGCCAAAGACAGCUAUCCUUCUGUGUCCGUAUACCUGACUGUGUUGUACUUAACAAAAAAAAAAACAAAAACUUUUUUUUAACAAGUGCAGAAAACAAAACAGAAAGAUAAUGGUUGCAUUGUUAAUUCAUGCAACUUUUUUUUUUUUAAAGAAAAACACAAAUUUGGCCUUCACACAUUUUUUUUUUUUGCAAAGAAUGGAAGUUAUUUUUCCUGUAGUGUGACCACAAUGAUGACUUGAUUGUCUUUUGUUCCCCUUUUCCCUGAGGAAUUUUCCCUGUUGUUUGGGGUACAUUUCUCCUCUCUUUGGGGUACACAUCGCCUUGGGUGUGUCCUCACCCAUCCCUAGGUACCCAGUGUGAUGUGAGACACGAGUGUCUGUGCUAACUUGUCUCAUGUGUAACCCUUUCUUCUUUGACUGGAGUUGGGUGGAAGUGAGGGGUGCAGAGAGGAACGGGCUUGUGGGACCUCAGGAACUUUGGUUAGGCUCCCACAGAAAGUGGUGAGCUUCUCUCCACCAUGCUUUGUAUCUCCUGAGGGCCCACAUCAUGCUCUGGGAAGGUCCAUGGUGUCGUUCAGCCAGCACCUCGCCAGGCCACCCCAGACUCCCGCCCCAGCAUUGUAUUUUGAUGCUAAAUGAACACCCCCACUCUCCCUUUUGCAAGUCUCUAGUGUAGCUGUCAGUGCCACCCCCACCCCCAUAACAAAACAGAGAAGGUGUCUCCUAGGUUCUCUCCCCAGUCUGGUGAUAUAACAUCCUGGGGCUGCGAGCCCCAUCCUUCCCAAGAGACGAGAGCACCAGGAUGUCGGUGAGUGGUUGACCUUCCACGAUGCCCCUCGCUCAUCUUCCUCCUCUCUCCCAAAGUCAGACUUAAGAACCAGCACCGCGCAGCAAGCCCUCAAAGUCCAGGGAAGGCAAGGAAGCCCUGUCCCUUCCAGUGCUCAGCUGCUGCCACUGAGAAUCAGGAGUGUGGCAAGAGAUGCCCGGUGGCCUUUGAUCCUGGAAAGAUGCAUAGGAAAUGCAAAGUCAGCCAAAGAAAGGAGUCAGCAAAGGCAUGAGCCAGGGAUCCUUCUAGCUGGCUCCUGGCCUCUUUUCUGCCUCCCCUCUACGGUCUAUUCCCAGAGGCUCCAGAGUCCCAGAGCCUGGAUUUCAGGAAACCCCUUCUGCAGAGUUUCUUCACUAGAGAACCCCAACCAGGAUUGGUUUUGGUUUGGGUUUUAAAUAAGAGGAAAGAGAUUGUUUGGUAUGGCUUGUCGGUGUCCUGAAGCCCCACUGGGAUCAGGGAUGGUGGUGCCAAAGGCUGGUGCCCGCGGAUCCCAAAGGCCAGGCUAGCAUUGUUCCCGUGGAGACCUCUGCACAUAGCUAGCACAUGUCAUCUUGAAGAGGCUAGGCACAGGCACAGCCAGUGUUGAGGGGCUGCCCAGAGGGAGGCAGCAGCCAGCAGGCCAGGGGAGGUAUGAGCUCACUGGAGAAUUCCUUUUGUGGUCUGUCUGCCUGGAUCCCAUGGUCAUUAGCACUCACAGGAGGCUCUGGGAGAUGGGGGCAGGGGAGUGGGGAGCCAAAUGCUUCCUUUUGAGCUGGGCUUCUUAGAAAAUGGGACUUUUAUGGGUUACAUUUACAUUAAGUGUGGAAAAUGAAUUCUGAGUCUAAGCUAUUCCCCAUGGAAACCUUGUUGGACUGAUAAGCUCAUGGCACCUUUAUAGCCUUAUGGAGUCUUCAGAAACAUGACAUGAGUUAAUGAAACCGAGAAGGUCUCUUACUGCAUGAGAAUCGGAGCCAUGUGGAGUCUGGGUUCUGCCUGGCAGAGGGAGGCACCCAAAGCUUCUCCAGGAGGGGAGAUCUCGCCUUACCUUGUCCCACUGGGAUUAGAGGAUGUGUUUCGCUAAGUGCUCUUCCUGAUUCAAAAAAAAAUGCCACACUGCUGCCACAGUGUGUCCCGGCCCGCCCUGUCCAUUGGUGACCACAGUAUGUCAGGGCCUGCCCUGUCCACUGGUCACCACAGUGUGUCCCAGCCCGCCCUGUCCACUGGUCACCACAGUAUGUCAUGGCCUGCCCUGUCCACUGGUCACCACAGUGUGUCCCGGCCCGCCCUGUCCAUUGGUCACCACAGUAUGUCAUGGCCUGCCCUGUCCACUGGUCACCACAGUGUGUCCCGGCCCGCUCUGUCCAUUGGUGACCACAGUAUGUCAUGGCCUGCCCUGUCCACUGGUCACCACAGUGUGUCCCGGCCCGCCCUGUCCAUUGGUGACCACAGUAUGUCUUGGCCUGCCCUGUCCACUGGUCACCACAGUGUGUCCCGGCCCGCCCUGUCCACUGGUUGUUCAUUACCUCUGGAUGAGAGCUCUGCCAGGUUAGAUCCGAUGCUCCCUCAGGUCCACUGUACCCAGCGUGAGCUGCUAAUGGGGACUGGUAUGAUUGUUCUUGGAUGGGAUAGAAAAUAGUUUGACCUGAAAAACCACAAUUCUUUUCGUAUCCAAAAGACUUAACGCCUCUCAAAAUGUACUUUUGCUGUAAGGAUCCUUUGGGCAGAGUUGCCCUGUGAGUUGGCCUAGUUGAUCUAUCCCAGACUGGCUGCCUGACAUUGGCUAAGAUCUGCUGGGGACAUUUACUUGUAAGCCAGAGACAGCAUGUGACCCAAGGGAACCAUCUCCUUGUACCUAUCCAGCCUGUCUUCCUCCCCCACUGCCUUCCUCCCUCAAAGAAGAGCAGUAAACAAGAUGAAUCACUGGGGGUUCUUUUUAAAAACAAAACAAAACAAAGGAAUGACCCAGUAUUCUUCCUGGGUUCCAUCCCAGAAAGAGUACCUAGCUUCUACAAGGGAAACAAGCAUCCUGAGCUACAAAGGAAUUAAUUCAGCAGCAGGCUUGACAAACACACGCCUCUACUUUAUGCUGGGCACUCUGGCCUGGGCCCCUUUAAGUUGGAUUCCACCUCCCAGGUGUGUUUGGAGGCCUAUGCCACAGCUCCUUUCGCCUAUGUCGGAGGUUCUGAGUAUUAAAUGUCUUCCUAGACAGCACCUGUCUUUUGGGCACCAACUACAUCUGUCUACUUGAUAGAGUGACCAGGUCUUCCUCUCUGGUUCACACUUGCGAUUCUAAAGGGUGGUAGCUUCUGAACCUCUAAGAUCUGUUUCAAGUAGUCCGUGCCUCCUCUACCCUCCAUAGCUACCAACCUCAGUCCCUCCUCCAUGACCUUAACCAAGACUUUCUCAAUCCCCAAUUUUGUCUUCUAUACCCCAAAAUCCACCCCCCCCUUACAACCAUCUCCCAGACAAGCAUCACUGGAGGGUACAGAGGCAAUAUUGACUCCGUGGUAAACCACACCUUAGCCUCUGACACUGGGCUCAGAAUCGCUGGUGGAGAAUUAGCCCAAGGUCCACGCUGGUGCCUGACUCUCCUGAGGGAUACGAGGUCUGACAGACACCCUAGGAAGGUAGUGGAGAUGGAGACUGGACAAGUGCCUGCAGAUAACAGAGAGGGCACUGGGCGGGGCUUGGAUGACGGAGAAGCCUAAGAGAGCUGAGUUACCUGGGCAGGGCUUUCUAGGCACAGAGCAAGGGAAGAAGAAGGAGCCUUUCAGCUGUGACUUCUCAGCUGCUGCCUUUCCAGGCAAGGUUUGCAAUGUGACAUCUUAGAAUACCAGUAGCUUUGCCAUUUGCAGCCCUGGCAUUUCUGGUGGCCUCUUGGUGAGAGCAGUGACACCAGGUUUUGUACCCGGGAAGAUGAGCUUGCUGGAUUUCAGCAGGUUGCUAGGCUUUGGGACUCGAUCACCCAUCACACAAAGAUGAGAAUUCUCUUCAUCCUUCACAGCGACCACCCAGCCUAAGAGGUGGCUCCCGAUCCUGGGGAUGGGAGGUCCCUGAAAGACCCAGCAUCUCCUUUCUCCUGGGAUCCUCAUCAGGACUAAAAGCCCUCCAUGUGAGGCAUGUCAUCCCCAGCUAGGUCCAAACCAUUGUCUCUAUUUUGUGAGAGGUGAAGGAUGUGGGGGGGGGGGGGAAGCACUCUGCCGUGCAAGGCCUUUUUAUUUAGCCUUCCCAGAACAGCAAACUCAUUUUAAAGACUCAUUGCUCAGGUGACAGAGAGAAACUUUAACCUCUCCAACCUUUUCAUUCUCAAAAACCAGCCUUGUGUACUUGACUGCCCUGAACAGUGGUGCGCUCUGAGAUGUCUCGGUGUUGUGGAAGAUCCAAGGCAGGAAGGCUUGGGGUGGGGAACCUCGUGUUCCAUUUGGGAGGCCCUGGCGGGGCCCUGUGUUGUGUUUCUUACCCUCUGGGGAAUGCCAAAGGCACAAGACUGGGCUACUUCCUGGUCCCUAAGAAAAAUGUGAUUGAUCCUAAGGGCAGACAUUUGAGGGAUAACUGCCCAUGGGCAGGCUCGGCUGUCCCAGCAGAAACAGACCCGCAGAUGUCUGGGGGUCCCCGGCAGCUCUGAUCCACUCACCACCAGAACCCCACUGUUCUAAACGUGCCCGUUGUUCCGAGGACCUCUGAACCCGCAGCUCUGGCAAGCUGCCUCUGGAUGACUGACACUGGAGACUCUGGCCUUACCAUGUGGAAAUGUUUUCCUGAGAUCUGGAACUAAUUUUGAGAAGUUUUUUUUCUCAACACUUUUGUGUUUCUAACAUUGUAUUCUUGACUGUGUAAAUACCAACAAGGCUGUAAAUAAAUGCAGAUGUAGAUACCUUCUAGAAAAAGGGGGGGAAAGCAUAAAAAAAGAAAACCAGAAGUGAU
Microtus oregoni (creeping vole) is the source of this 13768-nucleotide messenger RNA. Its product is annotated as teneurin-4. The transcript has 34 exons. Gene Ontology annotation, molecular function: cell adhesion molecule binding; protein homodimerization activity; protein heterodimerization activity. The coding region runs from base 703 to 9012 and encodes 2769 amino acids. Gene Ontology annotation, cellular component: neuron projection; membrane. The record is from RefSeq and is a predicted model, not a curated record. Gene Ontology annotation, biological process: signal transduction; neuron development; heterophilic cell-cell adhesion. NCBI's taxonomy places the organism in Eukaryota, Metazoa, Chordata, Mammalia, Rodentia, Cricetidae.